UGUGGAUGUCGGUGGGGUUAGAUUGGAGUAGUAAAUCGUUACAGCUUCGAGUACUUCCAAAGUAUUUUACAGACCACGUUCGAGGCAACAAAACGAGAUCCGCAAAUGCAGCCCUCCACUUCGUACAGGAAAGAUAUGGUAGUGAAUUGAAAUCUACCAAUAAUGUGAAGGUUUACUCCUCUGUGCUGGUAACCACCAAAAUCGAUCUUUCUGGGGAACUUCCCGCUGGAGGCCUCUAAUAUCAAGACCGAAUGGCAAAAGUAUUACGUACAGAAUACCAAUGGAGCAGCCGAAGGAACCACUAAGGUCUAGAUAGUAGUACUAGUGACUCUCGCGG
Talaromyces proteolyticus is the source of this 337-nucleotide messenger RNA. RefSeq lists its product as uncharacterized. The transcript has 2 exons. NCBI's taxonomy places the organism in Eukaryota, Fungi, Ascomycota, Eurotiomycetes, Eurotiales, Trichocomaceae. The record is from RefSeq and is a predicted model, not a curated record. Bases 6 to 239 code for a protein of 77 amino acids.